CAGUCUCGCUCUCUCUCUCUCUCUGAGUCUCCGCUUCUCUGUAGUGUGGUAGCUAAGCGCUCUGGAGGACACACCACCUUAGAGAAUGAUACAGCUGCUCUACACCGUGAUCGUGGCCGAAAUGGUUCUGAUCCUGACCCUCCUCUUCAAGAGCCCUCUGCGGAAGCUGGUGAUCAUAACGUUGGAUCGGGUAAAGCGCGGGCGGGGACCAGUCAUGCUCUCGACUGUAGCCGGGACCCUCUUCGUGGUGCUUAUGUCCAGCGUCUACAGCAUGAACAAGAUCCAGAGCCGAACGAUGGAGGGCGGUGUGGCCAAUCCCACGGAUCAGGUCCUCAUGGCCAAGCACAUGCUCGAAGCCUCUCUUAUGGGAUUUUUGCUCUUCCUCUCACUGAUGAUAGAUAGAUUACAUCAUUAUAUAAGAGAGCUUCGUUUACUCAGGAAGACAAUGGAGGCUGCAAAAAAACAAAAUCGAAGCUUUGAGGAUAGCAAAAAUGGCGGUUCAGAGGAGGUGAAAGCCUUGGGGGAAGAAAUUGCUACAUUGAGGGCAAAGGUGAAGAAGCUGGAAUCUGAAUGUAAGACAAAAACAGAGGAGGCAAAGGCCGCUGAAACUGAAUCAGCGGCUCUAAGAAAGCAAUCUGAAGGAUUCCUGCUGGAAUAUGACCGUUUGCUGGAGGACAAUCAAAGCCUUCGCAACCAGUUGGAGUCAAUUGACUCAGGCUUGUCACAGCCUGAUAACAAAAAGAGCACUUGAGCCAACGGAUACUAAAAAUGACAAUUUUCUCAAUAUGUAUGAGUACUUUAAAAUUGCAUUUAGGGGAGGAAAGAAAAUGUUUGGGUGCAGUGCCAAUUAGGUGUACUAUGUUUAUGUACAAAGUAAAAUGAUGCCAUGACUAAAUUUUCACUUCAACUGGAAAUGCUACUCUUAUUAAAACAGGGUAAUUACUCUUC
Molecule: messenger RNA, 948 nt
Organism: Corylus avellana
Lineage: Eukaryota; Viridiplantae; Streptophyta; Magnoliopsida; Fagales; Betulaceae
Biological process (GO): endoplasmic reticulum to Golgi vesicle-mediated transport; intracellular protein transport
Cellular component (GO): endoplasmic reticulum; endoplasmic reticulum membrane
Source: RefSeq, a predicted model, not a curated record